This is a messenger RNA of Striga asiatica, 2294 nucleotides long. The record is from the annotation of a GenBank genome assembly. Lineage: Eukaryota; Viridiplantae; Streptophyta; Magnoliopsida; Lamiales; Orobanchaceae.
GAGAGAGAGAGAAAGAGAAAGAGAGGGCGUUAUGCGUGUGUAGAAUAAAGAGAGAGGAGCACAAAUUGCUCGAGGAGGAUCAAACAUGGCGGACGCCUUUCGAUGAGAACACACAUUCCUCGUGUAGCUGAGUCUCCAUCUCCGGUAAUUUCCUCGCCGCGAACCACCGCUCACACGCCCACGUUCCGGCUGUGUGACGGUGAUCCAUGAUUUCAUCGUGUUUUCACCGCUCUCCAUUCCGUUUCCAUGCAAUUUUAAUCAGUUUCAACCUGCAUGUGGAUUCGUUGAUUUUUCUUGCUGGAAUUUAUUAUUAUUUGCACUGGAUAUGCGUUGUUUUAUGGAUUUCUCUUUCUCCUGUAAUUGAUGAAUUGAAGCUGUUCAGAUAUUUGGAUUGAACGAGGAACUGAAAUUUCGUCUAAGAUAGAUUAAUCUGGUUUAUCUGUGUGUGAUUUGUUUCACAAGCGAUUGAAGUUGAUCCAAAUUGUAUCCGAGCAUAGCUGAAGCUGGAAUGCCUAAUGUAUAACCAAUUUUCAUAGCAGCAUACCUGUAACAUGGAAAACAUAAGUCUUUAGUUUCAUUGGUGUUUUGCUUUAUCCCCAUCUAUCUGUUGGUAUUGUUCUUAUCCAAGUUCUAUUUGUUGACAAAAAGUUGGACUCUAUUUCAAUGAAACUAGAUGAUGAAUGUUCUUCCUUUUCUUUUCCCAUUUUCCUUUCAAAUUGCCAUCAAACCAUUAAGAUUCUUGUAACAUUUAGGGAAUGAAUAUUUCCAGGUGGCAAUAUUUUAUCUGUUCGAUAAGUAGUUAUUCAGUAUCUUGGUAAUGGGUGUAUCAUGUGCCAACUGCCAGUUAACUUUGUAAAAGUCUAGCUUGAGCUUACUGGCACGUAAUGGACGUUUUUGUAUGUACUUUUUUUGCAUAGUAAGUUGCAUAUCAUUCACUACCAUAUUGACAAGUCUUUAAAUGUUGUCGAUUUAUUUCAUGUUUGAUUUCUUUGAGGGUCAUCUUCUAAUCGUGGUUCAGAACCAUCUAUUCCUCAAAAUUUGUUCCACAAGUGCUUUAGUAGAUGCCAGCAUCACAUAGAACUCAGAGAUGCUUCAUACUAUGGGAACGAACUCUCAUAGUACAUUUUGUCUACUUCAAAAUUUCUGCUAGCUGCAACACUACCACUGUUUCCCAGCAGUUAUUGUCUUCUCAGCUACUUUGAGGAGAAUGCACUAGUUCAGAACAAAACAAGUACUAUCACGCAAGCACUAGCCGUGCUUCCUAUUGGACAGACCUACACAAAGUAAACAGAAAUGGAUGAAAUUGGACAACGAGAAAACAAGAGACACAGGACUGAUUGCUUCAAAUCAACCCCGCGGAAUCCGGUAUCACAAUAUCAGCCAAAGGAACAGAACGCAUUCAUGAAGAUCAUCACGCUCUGCGACGAAAGGGACGCGGCUUUCAAGGAACGCGAUCGAGCCCUUGCCGAAAAAAAAGCUGCCUUGGACGAGCGGGACACUGCAAUCCACCAGCGCGACUCCGCACUUGCCGAACGAGACAAUGCCAUCCGUGAACGAGACAAUGCCAUUGCUGCCCUCCAAUUCCAUGAGACCACUUUCAGUACCAUAUUCAACACUAUCGGUUCACGCGGCCCGAAGCCCAGGCCCAAACCGAACAAGAAGAACUUGGGGAAGUCAACCAGUCAACUGAAAAAGUCGAGAAAAGUGGGGGAGGACUUGAACCGGCAAGUGACCUCUGACUGGUCAAAGGCCAAGUGGGAUGCUAAGGAGUUGGGCUCGUUUGACCCGAUACCAUUUGACGAAUCGACAAUGGCCCCGCCAGUCUGCUCGUGCACGGGUGUCCCAAGGCAGUGCUACAAGUGGGGGAACGGAGGCUGGCAGUCGGCUUGCUGCACGACCUCCCUGUCAGUUUAUCCUCUGCCCCAGAUGCCGAACAAGAAGCAUUCGAGGAUGGGCGGCCGGAAAAUGAGCGCGGGUGUUUUUAGCCGGCUGCUGACGAGGCUGGCCUCGGCCGGGCAUGACUUGUCGGUAGCCGUGGACCUCAGGAGCUACUGGGCUAAACACGGUACGAAUCGUUAUAUUACUAUCAAGUAAAAGUUCUUCUUCUCUUAUAAUUUGGGUGUGCCAUGUGUGUGUGUGUUACGGCCUGGUUUGCGACUUUGAUUAUUUGUUUGCUAUGUGUUUAUGAUUGAAUACUUGACUCUGUUGGAGGGUUGAAGUUUUUGUGUGCUCUGUGUCGAGACAUCUUUUGUACAUAUUAGUGACUUGAUGUGGCCUGAUGGCCAGAUUUAGCU